AAGCGACGACCUCUUGCUAAACUUAUCUCAUCUUUCCGCUAACAGACUACUCGAUAUAAGUUUACAUCAAGCUCUUACUCUACUCAGAACACACCCUCGCAAUGACAGCUCAAGUUAACGGUGAGCCGCAUCCAUCCUCUGCAACACUGACACACAUCACCAGUUACCCUGUUGUCCACCACGCCCUGUCACACUACAAGAGCAAUCCUUACGGGAAGAAGUCGCUCGAGCUAGGCGACUCAGCUUACCAGACAUUUGCGAAGCCCAUUGUACCCUACCUGGCCAAGCCAUACGAGUACAUAUCACCCUACGUCAAAAACGCCGACAGCUUCGGUGCAGGCGCCCUCACCAAGAUCGAUGAGAAGAUCCUGAUCCUGAAAGAGUCGACCGAGAGCAUUCAGGCCAAGGGAAAGCAGGUCGUCUUUCACCCCAUCGUCAAGAUCAAGGAGAUUACCGAUCACCUGUUCAGCGUCUACAACUCCGAGGUGAAGCAGGUCGCCGGCCACGGCUUCGUUGCCACCAACAAGGCCCUCAUCUCCACCGGGCUCGUCUUGGCAACGGAGGCCCUCAAUUGGACUGGGUCCAUUCUGCGAAUGGCAAGGAUUAAGCUAAGCAAGCUGGCAAGGAGCUAGUUAGUGAAGUUAAAAGGCGGUAAUGCGGGGUUCUGCACGUAAGAAGACAGUGCCAUAACCAUGCGAGGCCCGUUUGAUACGUUGGUUAC
This is a messenger RNA of Truncatella angustata, 721 nucleotides long. RefSeq lists its product as uncharacterized. The coding region runs from base 102 to 632 and encodes 176 amino acids. Lineage: Eukaryota; Fungi; Ascomycota; Sordariomycetes; Amphisphaeriales; Sporocadaceae. The record is from RefSeq and is a predicted model, not a curated record. The transcript has 2 exons.